Messenger RNA from Chilo suppressalis (striped riceborer), 1602 nucleotides. NCBI's taxonomy places the organism in Eukaryota, Metazoa, Arthropoda, Insecta, Lepidoptera, Crambidae. The record is from the annotation of a GenBank genome assembly.
AUGGGAAAGAGAGCUGAAGUUAUUUUGGGCGAAAAAGACAGCGGCAAGAACUGCAUUCUUUCCUGCGAGAAAAGGAAAGCUGAUGACACCGACUUGAAUAAGGACCUUAAAAAGGCGAAAUUGGAAACAAAGGCUUUGAAGGCGAAGAGGCCUGGCUUCACAGACGACCGGUACAAUGAGACUUCCUAUUACAUAGAAAAUGGCCUCAGAAAAGUUUAUCCCUACUACUUCACAUUUACGACGUUCACGAAAGGCAGAUGGGUUGGCGAGAAGAUCUUGGACGUGUUCGCGCGUGAGUUCAGGGCUCACCCCGCCGCCGAGUACGAGCGAUGCAUCAGAGCUGGCACCCUCACGGUCAACUACGAAAGAGUCGACCCCGACUACAGACUCAAGCACAACGACCUCUUAGCGAAUGUCGUCCAUAGGCACGAAGUACCGGUCACCAGCCAACCCAUCACCCUCGUACAUAUCGACGAGGACAUUGUGGUUGUCAACAAACCGGCCUCUAUCCCCGUGCACCCCUGCGGGCGAUACCGUCACAACACUGUCGUCUUCAUACUCGCCAAAGAGUACAACUUGAAAAACUUGAGGACCAUUCAUAGGCUGGACAGGUUAACGUCAGGCCUUCUACUAUUCGGAAGAAGCCCCAAGAAGGCGAGACAAAUGGAACACCAGAUCAGAAAUCGGCAAGUGCAAAAAGAAUAUGUUUGCAGAGUCGAUGGAGAAUUCCCCGAUGAAGAGAUAGAAUGUCAAGAGCCGAUAGAGGUGGUGAGCUACAAGAUCGGUGUAUGCAAGGUGUCGGCUAAAGGCAAAGACUGCUCGACGGUGUUCAAGCGGCUGGGGUAUAACACGCGGUCUAAUACUAGCGUAGUGCUGUGCAAGCCGAAGACGGGACGCAUGCACCAAAUCAGGGUGCAUCUACAGUACUUGGGUUAUCCAGUGGUGAACGAUCCUCUUUACAACCAUCCGGUAUUCGGACCACUUCGCGGCAAGGGCGGCGACACAGGUGGCAAGACUGAUGAACAGUUGGUGCGGGAUCUGAUAGCCAUACACAAUGCUGAGAAUUGGCUGGGGGUGGAUGCAGCUGACGACGACUUGCUUUUCUCCAAGCCCGCAUCCGAUGAUAAAGUGGGCGAGGACGACUGCGACACUGGCCCCGCGUCGAGGGAGUCGUCGCCGCGGCUCGAGUCCCCCGCGCCGGGGGUCACGCCCUCCACCGUGCUCACGCCAACGAUGCCUAGUCCGUCGAGCGGCGCGGAGGCCCCCGUCGAGGCGGCUACUUCGCCCUCCCGCACAUUGGCGCCUUCGCCCGCGCCCUCGCCUGUGCUCAACGAGGACUCCAACGAUGCCAAGUCUGACAAAGUGACAGUGGCCACGCAGACCGGCUGCGCCCCGACGGCGAGCUCGUCGACGAGCGCAUCCGCGGACGCGCUGUCACCCGACCCGCACUGCUACGAGUGCCGCGUGCGGUACCGCGACCCGCGACCCCGCGAUCUGGUCAUGUACCUCCACGCGUGGAAGUAUAAGGGACCUGGCUGGGAAUACGAGACGGAACUGCCGCAAUGGGCGGGCGUGGACUGGGAGGAGCCAGAGAACUCAUAG